Acaromyces ingoldii is the source of this 924-nucleotide messenger RNA. RefSeq lists its product as hypothetical. Gene Ontology annotation, biological process: regulation of DNA-templated transcription. Gene Ontology annotation, molecular function: DNA-binding transcription factor activity, RNA polymerase II-specific; zinc ion binding. NCBI's taxonomy places the organism in Eukaryota, Fungi, Basidiomycota, Exobasidiomycetes, Exobasidiales, Cryptobasidiaceae. The record is from RefSeq and is a predicted model, not a curated record. The transcript has a single exon. Bases 53 to 727 code for a protein of 224 amino acids.
UAAGCAUGACCAUGCGCACCGCAGAGCGCAAGUAGUAGCAGCUUCGGCGACGAUGGCUUCCAUGGCUCGCACACUGCCAAGACACACGGCGGGUACGACUGCGGCGUCGUGCGAGGUGUGCCGCACCCGCAAGAAGCGGUGCGACCGGCAGGUGCCGCGGUGCAGCUACUGCCGCUCGAGCGGGUCGGCGUGCGUCUACCGCUCCCCGCUCGUGCGUGGGCCCCGGCCGGGUUGGCAGCACGAGUGCCUUGUGCGCGCCCUCGAUGCCGAAGAGGCGCUGCGACAGCUCCUGAGCAUCGAAAAUGUGAGGCAGGAGGUGGCCAAGCGGCGCGGCAGGUCAUUCGGACCCAGGCGCUCUUCCUCCGAGAGAGCAAGUGGGGAUCAGAAGAAGAUCGCUGAGCGGUGGAAGCAGAGGCCGCUAGGCAGCACGUGGGACGAGGUGCUUCACUUUGCGCAGGAGCAGGAGCAGGAGCAGGAGCAGGAGCAGGAGCAGGAGCAGGAGCAGGAGCAGGAGCAGGAGCAGGAGCAGGAGCAGGAGCUACCGGACGAAGAGGAGACGGCGAGCGCCGAUCUGGACUACGUAUCCACGAAAGAUGAUCGACUUCCUGCCACACUUUCACACCAACGCCGAGCGGAAAGCCUCUCUAUUGCUCUCCCACCGCCGCCCAGCAAACAGCUUCUGCACAGGCAAGGCACGGAGAUCAUUGAAGACGAUGAUUUCUGGUAGUGUGCAUCAUGCAUUCGGCCCUAGGUGAUUGUGUCAAACGCUUCUUCAAGCGACAGUCAAUUCUAUACCAUGAAUGCCAGAACCUACGGCGAUGUCUGCCCAGUAUCGCUUCGAGCAUCGAAGACGCCUUGAUUCUUCUAUCUGUUUUUUACUUAUUUACCACAGCCCCUCUUGCAAUUCGGAUCUCGCUCUCUGGC